AUGAAUGAGAAAGAAACAAACUACGUAGAAGAUCUACUUACACAAUUGGAAAAUGAGCUUAAUGAAGAUGUCUUAUCUGAACAUAUUAACGCACUACUAAGAAAAUGUUCAUUGAAUCUGGUGACAAUUGCCUCCCUUCCAGACAUGAAUGUUAAACCACUACUGGCAACGAUCAAGCGUUUACUAACGUCUAACAAUACGUAUGAUUCAUUGAAUUACGAUUAUCUCUUGGACAUAGUGGAUAAACUGGUUCCAAUGACUGAUUUUGAUGACGUGCUAGAAGUAUAUAGUGUUGAAGAUUUAAUGAAAGCGCUACAAUCGGGAAUAGCUCCAUUAAGAGUUGCAGCUUGCAAAGUUAUUGAGAAUUCGCAGCCAAAAGGUCUAUUUGCCACCAGUAAUAUCAUUGAUCUUCUUUUGGAUAUUCUAUUUGAUGAGAAAGUAGAUAAUGAUAAGGUAACUGCGUCCAUCGAAAGAACGUUGGAAAGAUUGAGUACCGAUGAAUUGAUUAGACGCCGAUUAUUUGAUAAUAAUUUGCGUUAUUUGAUAAAUGUAAAGAGCAGAAUGCAAACGGUUUCUUUUGUUAGAUUGAUUGAUUUUCUGGCCAUCGAGUUGCCAUUAAUUAGCGGACCUGAGUUCAAAGAGGCUUUAUUUUGCUUUACUAAGCAUGAAGUGCUAAAAUCCGUGGAUGAUAUUCUUGCAUUCAUCGAAUUGGUCAACUAUUAUGCGAAAUUUUUGCUAGCUAUACGAAACCAAGGUAAAUACUGGGCUUUAAAGUAUAUUGAAAAAACAUUACGAGUAUUUGCUCAACUUUUUGAAGAUACAGAGAACUAUCCAGAUGUCAGAGAUUUCUCUACAAAUCGUCUUUUACAAUUAUUUGCAGAAGUUUCUCGAAUUGAAGAAGAUGAAUAUUCUCUUUUUAGGAGUAUUGAUAAAGACUUUUUGAAGAUCGGGUCUGAAACAAAGUUGGUAAACGAGUGGUUGGAAUUAAUCAAUCCGCAUUAUUUGAUAAAAUAUCAUAAAGAUCUAGUGAACAACUCUUUUCAUGUCAGUGGUUAUAGCAUUGAGAUUUCAAGAAAUCUUGUAGCAGAUCAAGAAUGCUUCAUUGCUAUAAAAAAUAAGUUUAAUUCUGAAGUUAUUUUGAAAUUGCCAUACCUAGAACAAAUGCAGGUAGUGGAAACUCUGACGAGAUUCACUUAUUCGUCGGAGUUUUUGCUCAAUGAACUGCCAAAGGUAAUGGGCAGUCUCGUAGGCGGAAGUGCAGGUGCUAUCGUAGAUCUUGAGACUAUUCAUUAUAGAAAUUGUGCCUUGAAGAAUUUACUGGACAAAGGUGAGAAAAACCUAAGCAUAUGGUAUGAACCUUUAGUUCGAGAAUACUCUAGGGCAAUAAACGGGAAGAAUUACUCUAAAGAUAGUGAACCUAAGAUUGCAGAUGAUUAUAUUGCAUAG
Molecule: messenger RNA, 1446 nt
Organism: Saccharomyces mikatae IFO 1815
Lineage: Eukaryota; Fungi; Ascomycota; Saccharomycetes; Saccharomycetales; Saccharomycetaceae
Gene: HSM3
Product: Hsm3p
Exons: 1
Coding region: 1-1446 (481 amino acids)
Source: RefSeq, a predicted model, not a curated record